Messenger RNA from Boleophthalmus pectinirostris (great blue-spotted mudskipper), 3434 nucleotides. It is a transcript of the gene dnajb5, whose product is annotated as DnaJ heat shock protein family (Hsp40) member B5. Gene Ontology annotation, biological process: negative regulation of transcription by RNA polymerase II. NCBI's taxonomy places the organism in Eukaryota, Metazoa, Chordata, Actinopteri, Gobiiformes, Gobiidae. Gene Ontology annotation, cellular component: cytosol. Bases 1254 to 2360 code for a protein of 368 amino acids. Gene Ontology annotation, molecular function: protein-folding chaperone binding. The transcript is spliced from 4 exons. The record is from RefSeq and is a predicted model, not a curated record.
CUGGGUCUAGUACAAGUGUUUUAACUUUAGCUACCUUAUGUGAUCCAGCUGCCUUAAUUGACACCAAAGCUGUCAGGUUUUAAAAAUAUAUAUAUCAGACAACUGUGGUCUCUAUGGUUACCAGAAGGGUACAAGGAAGAGAGGAGGUGGUGAGAACAGCUUGUUCUGAGGAUCUGAACUAAACUAAAAGAGGAGGGGAGGUAAUGGGCAGUUGUAACAGUGAUCACCAUACACUUUGAUCAGUCAGAUCUGUAUAAUGAUGCCCUAUAUGUUUUAUUUAUGCCUCUGUUUAUUCUAUUAUUUUAUCUGUUAUCUUUAAUGAAAGAAUAGCCAAUACAGAACUAUUGAUAGUCCCAGCCUUUCGCACAUGUAGAUAGGCACAGUGGGCAUAAUGGGCUUAUUGCAGACAGUACAUUGGCAGACACAAAGUCUGGCAUGUUCUGCAUCACCAUGGAAACGCAGCAUCAUUUUAGGAGCAACUGUUCCUGAAGUGCAUCUUGCAUUGGAGCAGUGAUCAAAAUAAUUUUGUAUUUCUAUUCACAACCUUUUCUACUCAUGUUUUCUAUCAAAUCUUUGUUUGUACUAUGCACUUGACAAUCUUCUGAAAUAUAGGCUUUAUCAGUGCAUUGCUAUAUAGCAUUGUAUAGCAAACGAUUUUUGUACUUUAUUUUGUACUUUUUGUUUGUUUGAUUCCUCAUUGUCUACUCAAUCAAGUAGCCUAUGUGAAUACAUUUUAUAUUUAGUUGACAUACAAACAAUUGUGUUUACUGACUAUUAGCAUUAGACAUUAGACAGGCAAGGUACAGUUACACGUAGAAGACAUCCCCAGUUUUGUAUAUUUAUUUAACUGUACUGAAAAUAUGAAAGAAUAUUUCGGUGGUGUGGAAUCCUUUUUGGAUAUCUACAUUUUUCAGAAUUAUACAAUCAUACAUUCAUAACACAGUACAUAAAACGUGUGCAUAGAGUCACUACAUGACUCAACACUUGAAUACCAACUCUACCGAGGCACGACAACGCGUGAGCGUGCGCGUACACACACCAAGCGUACUCGCCUCGAUGUGUUCUGUUUUGUGUUCUAACUUCCCUCUCCCUAGACACGUAAGUAACUACCCACUUUACAAAUUAUCUGUCAGAAGACCUGAAGAUUAUUUCAAAUUGGAGAGGCAGUCUGCACCACAAGAUUUGAGACUGACCACGGUCUGAGCUGGUGAGGGCGUCCUGGCAGCCAUACAAGUGUAAGCUUGUUUCCAGCUAUGGGGAAGGACUACUACAAGACUUUGGGUAUUCCAAAAGGUGCCAAUGAAGAGGAGAUCAAGAAGGCAUACCGACGCAUGGCCCUGCGUUUUCAUCCUGACAAGAACACAGAUGCAAAUGCAGAGGAAAAGUUUAAGGAAAUUGCUGAGGCCUAUGAAGUACUCAGUGAUCCAAAGAAAAGGGUUGUCUAUGAUCAGCUGGGAGAAGAAGGUUUAAAGACGGGGGGAAGCAGCUCCUCAGGUGUCCCUGGCAGUUCAGCAUAUCACUAUACGUUCCAUGGAGAUCCCCACGCCACAUUUGCUUCUUUCUUCGGAGGCUCAAACCCCUUUGAUAUGUUUUUUAGCUCUAGCCGUAACCAUAACCGUUCUAAUGGUUUCUCCUUUCACAAUGAUCACAACAAUGAUGGAGACCAGGACAUGGACAUUGAGGAUGAGGACCCCUUCAGCCAUUUUGGGAGGCAGUUUGGUUUUACAGGCGGCAUGAAGAAUGGUUUUGCUGGAGAGGGCCGUCGCAGGAGGGGUGUCCAUUCAGAACGACUUGGAGCUAGUCAAAAACACCAGGAUCCUCCUGUGGUCCAUGAGCUGAAGGUCUCGCUGGAAGAGAUCUUCCAUGGAUGCACCAAGAGGAUGAAAAUUACACGACGCAGAUUGAAUCCAGACGGCAGGAGCAUGAGGACUGAAGACAAGAUCCUCAACAUUGUCAUAAAGAAAGGCUGGAAGGAAGGCACCAAGAUCACCUUUCCAAAAGAGGGGGAUGAAACCCCUGAGAACAUUCCUGCAGACAUAGCCUUUGUGCUCAAAGACAAGGGACAUGCUCACUUUAAGAGAGAUGGUUCAAAUAUCAUCUACAGUUGCAAGAUAAGUCUAAAAGAGGCCUUGUGUGGUUGCACCGUGAGCAUUCCUACUCUGGAAAACCGUGUCAUCUCACUCCCAUGUCAUGACAUCAUCAAGCCCGGGACAGUCAAGCGACUCAGAGGAGAGGGUCUGCCCUUUCCUAAAAACCCUUUGCAGCGCGGAGAUCUCAUCGUGGAAUUUUCUGUACACUUUCCCGACAGGAUCCCUCACCAAUCCAAAGAGAUCAUCAGACAACACCUGCCACAGUCAUAACAACGUCUCACUAAACACACAUCAUGUAAUACCCUUUUAUAUCCACACUGGACUCUUGUAUUGUUGCUACAAUUCCCUUAAGCCAUUAUAAUAUACAUUUUUGUGAAUAAGUGCCAACAGGGAUGGUACUAAUAAGAUGUAUUUAUUUAUAUUAAACACAUCCUGGGGAAGGUUACGUUGAAGAGAUAGAAAGCAGGAUAGUUGUUUAAAGUAAAAUACUUUCAUAUUUUUGCAGACUUGGUAGUGGGUCUUUUGCAGUCUUUUGUAAGAGGACAAAUAACUGUCAUAGUGUCAGUUUUAAUCGAUGAAACACAUUUGGUCUUGUAGUUUUGAUCUGUAAACUCAAACUCCAGGCUGUUGAAUAUUAGAAAAUAUGUCUGUGAUGAUAAUACAAUAAAACAAGCGUAAUAAUCGAAAAUAUAACCUUUGAACUUAUGUACCAGAUGUAGAAAAGACAAUCAAAACUUACACAGCAGAGGAUAAUGCAAUCUGCAUUGAACAUGGGUGCUUUCCCCUGGCUCUAGGCCUCGGGACUGUCAGGUGCCUUAGUCCAGUCCCAUAAGCCACCACAGGAAACAUACAGUACAUCUGUACAACCAGCCAUAUUAUAUACAUAAAAUACAGUGCUACAAGUGGGAUUAGUAAUUUUUCUGACAGACAGGAAGGGGACUUUUUACCAAACGUAUGUGAAACAUGAAGUUUACCAUAUAUACAUAUGUACUCUGGGAGGGCAAAUGUGUUUCAAAUCAUCAGUUAGCUGUGCAAAAGAGUACACUUUACAGUCAAUGUUUUCCUAGAGUCUGUACAUCUUUACAAUAAUUCUAAAUGAACUUGAAUAGUUGUUUUGUAUAAUUGGUGUUGGCGGUUUUUUAAACUCUUUACUCUUAUACUGAAGUUCUUACAGCACAGAUACAAAAUAGUAUUAUUUCAAACAUCUGUAAUCCACUUGAAUGGACCUCUGGACUAUGGCUGUAAUCUGAACACGCAUGCACUGUUGCUCAUUGACUGACUGUCACUGCUUGUGUGCAUUUGACAUGUUAAUAAUGUUUUCAAAAUGGAAUCAAAUAAACCAAA